AUGGCCCUCAGACAGAGUCUAAUUUAUGAGAUAAAUGUUCAUGAGGGAGUCUGUAGUCUACACUUUGACAAUUCAUUCACAAUUUAUUUGGCUAGCAUGGAUCUAACACCGCUUGCGAAUGCGAUGUCUGCGAUAGAUAUGCUUCCCGUGGAGAUAAUACAGGCAUUGAUGAGCGCACUUCCAAAUGUGGCGUCCCUGAAGUCGAUGGCACUGGCUUGUCCUUCUUUUUACCGCGCUUUCAACGAUUCUCAGAUGUUGAUAACGACUCACGUCCUCCUAAACGAGGUGGACCCCGGAAUUCUCCCAGAAGCCUUUGCAGUAUUGCAAUCAUCCCGUGUCAGAUCCUGGACACGGCAAGGGGUAACUGAUUUUGUAUCUCGACAUCUGAAUAUCCGGACAGCAUCCGCUCAAUCUUGGACGCUCUCGGAUGCUUUACUAAUAAGCAAGCUACACUUCCAUAUUCAUUACUUUGCAGAAGACUUUGCCUCUAAAUCGCUAGCAUUUUGGGCACUGGAGCAUGAGGUAACAUCACCAUCACACACCGAGAUAGCUCCUUUCAAUGAGAUCGUGGAACAUGACAUUUCGUCUGGCUUUUGGCGCAUACCUCGUGCUGAUAUUAGCGAUCCUGGGCACAUGCAACCGAUCCUAGCCCGCGGUCUCUCGAGCAUCCGUUCCAUCAUCCUAGCAAACUCAUAUCAGGACAGGUACCAACUCAUGUAUCUAGAUUUUGAAGAAUACACCGACAUGUUCCUCUUUGGUGCUUUGGAUGCAGCUAACGAGCCCAAUGACCACGUCGAUCUCGAAGAUUAUACGGCGGACGACGAGCUUGCCCGGAUUAAAUCCCCAUUCGUUCAAGACCCGGACUCAGGGCCGGCUGAUGUAUGGUUCUGGGCGCAUCAAGAAGUUACACAAUCGCAAUUUAUAAAUUGCGACUCGCAACGAUCCCUCCGCGAGCGGGGCUACGUUAUGUGGAGUCGCACACGACUAGUUGAGAUGGAUGUACUCCAAACGCCUUGGGAAGAACCCGACGAGCCACCCCCCACCCAAAACGAAAUACAAUGGGAAGCCCAAAAAGAAUCAUCAUAUGAUCGGAGAUGUAGUAUAUAUUUGUCCGGUGGGAGUGGUUGGUGGGAUUUCGACGAUGAGAGCAAAAUAGUUUGGCCGGGUGGUAAAGCUCCAGCCGAACACCCUUAA
Venustampulla echinocandica is the source of this 1194-nucleotide messenger RNA. RefSeq lists its product as uncharacterized. The transcript is spliced from 2 exons. The record is from RefSeq and is a predicted model, not a curated record. Lineage: Eukaryota; Fungi; Ascomycota; Leotiomycetes; Helotiales; Pleuroascaceae. The coding region runs from base 1 to 1194 and encodes 397 amino acids.